Messenger RNA from Cladophialophora yegresii CBS 114405, 756 nucleotides. RefSeq lists its product as uncharacterized. Lineage: Eukaryota; Fungi; Ascomycota; Eurotiomycetes; Chaetothyriales; Herpotrichiellaceae. Gene Ontology annotation, molecular function: oxidoreductase activity. The record is from RefSeq and is a predicted model, not a curated record. Bases 1 to 756 code for a protein of 251 amino acids. The transcript is spliced from 3 exons.
AUGGCCUUGAUCACGGACCUUUCGUCUCAUCUCGCCCUGGUCACCGGCGCGACGGGUGGAAUCGGAAAGGCAACAUGCCUCGCGCUCGCACGCCUCAAUUGCUCCAUCGCAGUACACUACAACACCGCCGCCGAGACGGCGGAGUCGCUCGUUUCCCAGCUCAAGGAUAUGGGCGUGCGCGCUUCUUCCUUCAAGGCCGACCUCUCAUCUUACGAAGAAACCCGCAAAUUGCACGCCGUAGUUGUGGAACAACUAGGCCACCCGACCAUUUUGUUCAACAAUGCCGGACUCACGAUGGGAAAGUCCGGCGUCAAGGAUAUCAGCGAGAUCAGCGUGGAGGACUUCGAGCAGACGUGGAGGGCGAAUUGCGGGACGGGAUUCCUGCUGACGCAGCUUUGUCUGCCGAAGAUGCUCGAGCACGGGUGGGGAAGAGUGAUCUUCUGUUCCAGUGUUGCGGCUUUCACGGGCGGUGUUGUUGGGCCGCAUUAUGCGUCGUCAAAAUCGGCACUGCAUGGCUUGGUACAUUGGCUGGCUGGUGCAUAUGCUAAGAAGGGCAUUACUGUCAAUGGUGUCGCGCCCGCGUUGAUCGAGGAGACCAAGAUGUUGCCUGGAGCAUCGGCGGAGUUGGCUGCGAAGGUCCCAAUCGGCAGGCUUGGGAAGCCGGACGAAAUCGCCGAGACAGUGGUCUGGAUUGUCAAGACUGGUUACGUCCACAACAAAGUGAUUGCAGUAGAUGGCGGAAUGUUCAUCCAGUAA